Molecule: messenger RNA, 1896 nt
Organism: Macrobrachium nipponense
Lineage: Eukaryota; Metazoa; Arthropoda; Malacostraca; Decapoda; Palaemonidae
Product: ETS translocation variant 4-like
Exons: 6
Coding region: 479-1528 (349 amino acids)
Biological process (GO): regulation of transcription by RNA polymerase II; cell differentiation
Cellular component (GO): nucleus
Molecular function (GO): DNA-binding transcription factor activity, RNA polymerase II-specific; sequence-specific DNA binding
Source: RefSeq, a predicted model, not a curated record
CAUAUUAUCCCAAGACAAAGUUUUUCCAGGCCUUAGUGGGAGAGGGCAGCUUCAGCUAGCCAGUGGUGGUGGUGUUGGUCGUCAGCAGCAAGCAAGCAAGCAAGCAAGCACAUACCAGGCCAAGCACAGCAGCAGCAGCGCUUCCAGACACAAGCACACGGCAGGAGAAGGAGGAGGAGGAAGAAGAAGAAGAAGAAGAAGAAAGAGAAGAGCAGGGGGAGUUGCUUGUGCCCACAGUCUGGACCUGGAAAUCUGGAAACGUAGAGAGACAUAUUUUCCUCAUCAAAAUCCUCUUCGACGAGAGCCGCCGUCGCGUCUGGAGAAUCUGGAACUCCUCUGGAAUUCUCUCCUCCCUGACCCCCGAAGGACCUCUCCAACUCCGGCUCUCGAGAGCCGUCGCGUCUGGAACGCUGGAACUCUCCUGGAACUUUGCUCGCUGACCCCAAGAGGACCUCUCUAACUCCAGCUAUUGAGCCUUAUGUUUAUCGCGGAUUCCUGGAGCCCAAUGAAUCCCUGGGGGACAACUGACGGCGGUCCAUUUUACUACGGAGGAGGACGAGGAGGCGGAGGACGAGGAAGAGGGGAAGAAGGAGGAGGAGGAGGAGGAGGAGGAGAUUACGGGUACAUAGGAGUCCCCGGGCAAGUCCCCGAUUACGAGACCCUAGAGGCGUCCUUCCAUGCGACUGGACCCCUUCUGGAAAACAGCGGGAACAUCGACGCCCUGUGCCACACGUACCUAGGAAGCAACAGCGGGUCGCCUGACGAGGACCUACAUUUGGAUCUGGGCGGGUUCCAGGCUUCUGCUUCUGCUGCUGCUACUACUGCUGCUGGGGGCGCUGCUUCUCCUCUAGGGGCGCCGCCGCCGUCGACGAACUACAGAGCGAAGGAUCCCAGACCAAAGAAGGAAGAAACGAAGAGACGAAAACGGAGAACAGAAGAAGUAUACGAUCAAGGCAUCUGCAGUUACACAGAGCGCGCAGGCGCUGCCCACACCCACCAAGAAUACUUCAUACCGGAGGCUUCGACGGCCGGGGCCCUGACCAGUAACCUUUACGACCUUGACCUAGGAAACUGCCGCCACAUGGAACAGUUUGGAGACGACCGGACCCCCUUCCCGGACCAAGAGCAGGAAGGUGUGACGAAAGCAGUCAGUACGAAAAUUAAAACGGCAACCAGACGAGGAGAACGAGGCCCCAAGUCCUGGGAGUUCUUGGUGCGCCUACUCGCCCACGAGAAGACCAACCCCACCCUCAUCCGGUGGGAGGACGCCGAGGAGGCCACUUUCCUGCUGGUGCAACCCACCAUCAUCGCCCAGAUGUGGGGCGCGAGGUCCGAGAACCCGAACCUGUCCUACAAUAACUUCGCCCGGGCGCUGAGGUAUCACUACAACAGCGGAGCGUUGGAAGCGGUGUCCGAGAGGCAGUUCAUGUACAAGUGCGGCCCCCGGGCCCUGGAGUAUUACAGACUCCUGAAGGAGGAGAAGGAAUCCUACGGGAAGGAAGAGGGAGACAUCCAGGACGAUUCGUAGUGCCUCCUCUCCUGGUGGUCAUUCCUGAAUGCUCGGCGGAAUCGGCGAUCGAGGCAUUUUCACUGAAACAGGGUAAAUCAAGAGUCAAAACUCUAAUCUUCCUCUACUUUUCCUUUCUCUUCUUCUUCUUCUUCUUCUUGUCUCUCUAGAUCUGGAAGGCUCUGGAAAUAAAUGGGGUCUCCUUUUCUUUCCGUUUUCCAGGAGCGUCUGCAGAACGACAAACACGCAGACUAGAAUCGGGUCUGGUAUUCAGUUGUGAUUGCAUCUUUCCAUAUAUUCAUAUGAUUGAUUAUCUCUCUUUAUUUAUAUAAUUAUAUAUAUAUACGUAUAUAUAUAUAUAUAUAUAUAUAUAUAUAUAUAUAUAUAUA